AUGGUCAAGGCAAUCGACGGAAAGGUCCGCCCCUUGGCGCCCUUUGACAAAACACUCGAAAAGUCGACGCUCAAGGGCGCCUCGAGAAUCUACGUCAACCGGGACUCCCUGAUUCAACUCACAGGGAGCGUGGACAACGGCCGGCGCUGCGUCGUCACGAGGACCGCCGCUCAGGAUGCAGCCAACUCUGCCGGGGCGGCAGCGGAGCCGCUGCGUCGGGAGGCCGCGCUCUGGACGCUCGCGGACAAGAAUAUCAGCCCCAACAUCAUACUCAUGAGCGAGGCGUACCGCAGGGCCUGCGGGUUCGAGCUGGGCGACCAGAUUACGAUCACGAUGACGGAGAGUCCUGUGGUGCCUGACGCUGAGUCGGUGAGCGUGCUGCCUGAGACGACGUCUGAGAGGGAAAAGGCCGAGAUCAGCGCAUGGGAGGGGGCGUGGGUGGGAGUGAUUCGGUUUUAUCUUGGACGAGCCGAACAAGUCUUUCCGGGCAUGAAAUUUGAGUGUGUGGCGCCUGGGUCAAAACAAGUAUUCAAGAUCACAUCCGUAGACGGCCAGACAAAUAACGUAGCCCGUUAUGUCGUCUCAACAAUACCCACCAUCGUCUCGGGUGAGGAAGAGGAGCCUGUCGAGGAAGUCCGCGACGUGACGAAACUCGUCGUCCCAAAUAUCCCCGGAUUACAUGCGGAAGAAAAGAAACUGCGGAGCUUCCUGCGCGGCUUCAACGCAAAGUUCGUCUACAGGGGCCAGCAAAAAUCAUGUGGAAUCGUCAUCCACGGCGGACGAGGGACCGGCAAGUCGUACAUCCUGAACCGGAUAGCGAGUACGGGCUGGGGUCGAGUCUUCCGGAUCGAAGAAAACGACAAGUCGUCGACGGUCGAGGAGGUCUUCAAGCAAGCCCGGACGAUGCAGCCUAGCAUCAUUCUCAUUGAUGGCCUCCAGGCCCUGAUUGGAAAGGACCGGGCAAACUCUACAGCCAUCACCCAGCGGUUAGGCCAGCAGCUCGACCAGCUGGCCGAGGAUGCUCUCAAGAACGGCACACUGCCAAAGGUCGUGGUUAUCGCCACCUGUCUGGACUACAUGACGGACGUACCUCCCGAGCUACAAAAGAGAACGAGAUUCGAGCGGAACAUCCCCCUCUCGAUACCCAACGCAGAGGGCCGGCUCGAGAUUCUCAAAUCUUUUGAAAUACCCAUCCUACCAGAGGUCAAGGACGUGAUGCUAGCCAAGCUCUCACAACAAACACACGCCUUCAACGCAAGCGACCUCGACAGGCUCAUCGAAAACGCAAUGAUCAUCUCAGCAGAACGCCUCGACCCAGACGAAGCAGGCUACGACGACGAGGCCCUGGGGCCCCCCUACCUCUCCCGCGAGGACCUCGAGCACGCCCUCCGCUCCACCAGACCAACAGCCAUGCACGACGUGAACCUCAAGCCGCCCACGAUCCACUGGCAGGACGUCGGCGGCCAGGAAAGCCUCAAGAACGCCCUGCGCAACAUGAUCACCCUCACAACGACAAACGACCCGACGGUCCAGAAGCUCAUCCUCACACCGCCAAAGGGUCUCCUCCUCUACGGCCCGCCGGGUUGCUCAAAGACGCUGUCGGCGCAGGCCAUGGCCACCGAGUCCGGCUUCAACUUCUUCGCCGUCAAGGGCGCGGAGCUGCUCAACAUGUACGUGGGCGAGUCGGAGCGUGCGGUCCGGCAGCUUUUUGAGCGCGCGCGCGCCGCGAGCCCGAGCAUCAUCUUCUUUGACGAGAUCGACUCCAUCGGCGGCCAGCGUGCCGGUAAUGGCGGCGGUGGCGGUGCUGCAAAGAGCCAGGGGGCCGUCAACAUGCUCACGACGCUGUUGACGGAGAUGGACGGCUUCGAGGCGCUGUCAGGGGUGCUUAUCCUCGCGGCGACGAACCGGCCCGAGGCCAUGGACCCGGCUCUCCUCCGACCCGGCCGCUUCGAUCGGAUCGUGUACGUUGGUCCGCCGGAUGCCGCGGGGCGGGAGGCCGUGUUUAACUUGUACCUGCGCAAGCUCCCCCUCGCGGCGGACGUGGACGUGGCAGAGCUGUCGAGGUUGGCGGAGGGCUUCUCGGGUGCCGAGAUUAAGCAGAUUGUCAAUGUGGCGACGGAGCCGGCGUUGAGCAAGACGCUGAGCAGGACGCAUAUUGGGGCCACGGAGGAGGGUGGUGGCGGCGGCGUCAGGUUGGACGGGGAGGCGGAGCAGGUGCAGGUUUGCAUGGAGGAUAUUGUGGACGCCAUCAAGUCUGUUCCCAAGGGUAUCACGCACCAGAUGCUGGACGGCUACGAGAGGUGGUCGAAGCAGUUUAUGAAGCAUCAGAACCAGAAAUAG
Molecule: messenger RNA, 2340 nt
Organism: Colletotrichum phormii
Lineage: Eukaryota; Fungi; Ascomycota; Sordariomycetes; Glomerellales; Glomerellaceae
Product: ATPase
Exons: 2
Coding region: 1-2340 (779 amino acids)
Cellular component (GO): cytoplasm
Molecular function (GO): ATP binding; ATP hydrolysis activity
Source: RefSeq, a predicted model, not a curated record